UUCAGCAGCGGUGGAAACGCAGAGGUGAGAGUUCGUAGCUGGGCACCCGUGCUGGAAAUCCCACGACUUGAGAGAGAAAUAUGGACGAAAAUGAAGAUUUUACCUUUUCUAUACAAGACAGCAAGGCCGCAUACGUGCUUAGCAAUGUUGCUGAAGUGGUUGAACGAAUCCUGACGUUCGUACCAACCAAAUCGCUCCUCCGGAUCGCAAGUGUGUGCAGGUUGUGGAGAAACUGUGCCCGCAGAGUGCUGAGGACUCAACAACAACUGACCUGGGUGUCAGCUUGUGGAUCGUCCAACACAGAGGCUCAUGCCCUCUGCAACGUCCUGGCUGAGGAGGUGGAGAAAGUAUUUCUCCUGCCUAAAACAGUUCUGGCAAUGGUAGACUGUGAGGCCUUCACUGGACAAGCUUAUUGCUACAGACAGAAUAAAGCAAAAAAGAGUCGCCACAGUCCAGACACAAUUGAAGAACUGAACCUGCUCUUCCCCAAAGGCUGUGACAUCAUGGGCAUUGCUACACCAGGCAUAGUCUUGACUCCCAGCGGCUCUUGUUCCAGCCCUCCUCAGGAGUACCAAGAAGGGGAGGCAGGCUUUGCAAUCAUGUUCCCUAGCCUGGAAGGUGUCCACAUCAAGCCCUUUCACUUUUGCAAAAAGUCUAUCUCCCCAACUGCACUGAAAGAAGCAGGACUAGUUGAGAACCCAGAGCUGCGUGUGGUACUGAUGUUUGUCUAUGAGGCGUAUAAAUCUGGAGGCGCACGUUUCCUCAACCAGCUGCUGGAGCCGCUGGCCAAAAGCAAGGCUCUUAUCGCUGGAGGACUUGUAGAAAGUGUCUUCUCUCCUCCCAGACACUGCUGUAGCCAGGGCUCAUAUGGUGUGGUGGGCCUGGCCCUGAGUGGCCCUAAGGUUCAGGGGGCAUCCGUGCUCUUGGACCAAGACAUCAGCAAUCCAAAGGCGGCUGAGGCCACAAUCCGACGGUUAAAAGCAGCCAAAAUUCCCGAGAGGAACACCCUAGGGUUCAUGUUUGCCUGUGUGGGGAGAGGCCAGAACUACUACAGCAACCAGUCCAAUGUAGAGGCUGACGCCUUUCACAAGGUGUUCCCCAACACCCCGCUCUUCGGCCUGUUCGGCAAUGGUGAGAUCGGCUGUGACCGAAUCAUCAAAGACGACUACACGUUGUGUGACACUGACACGGACAGUCUGCAGCAUGAGUACACUACAGUCAUGACCCUGGUUCAUCUAGGCUGACUGGCUGAUCUGCAGUAACAAUGGACAAACAGGAGAAAAGACAACCAAUCACCCUCCUGUUUGCUUCCACAGUCGGGAACAACAAACAACCAGUAUAAAAUAGUACUCACAUUGUGACUCAAAAUAUCGUGGUCACCAUUUCUGCUCAUAAAGCAGGAACUUUUCCUUUUAGCCAUCAAUGCAUUGGCAUUCUUUGGGAAAUUAUGUCCCUUGGAAACUGUGUGAACCAGUUUCAUAUUAAAACUAGUGAGUUUUACCAAUAGGACCCUAAGGAGACAAACUCAUCAUCUCUUAUUAACAUUCUUCUGUGAUAUAGCUCUCUUGUAAAAUAUAUGUAUAUAUAUUUUUCGCAUACACCAAUAGCAUAUCUCCCUCACCCUCUUACAUGAGCCACAUGGUUUGUUUCCUUUGCAGGUGAGUAAAUUAUACACACUUGCAUAUCCCAGGCUAUUGUUGUUGAUUCAGCAAAGGCACUUUUUAAAUUCAUGUGAGUAUGAAGAGUGUGGUCCCUCUUCGACACAAUCAAGGUUAUCUUGAUUUGAAUGCUCUUCCUCCUCCUUAAGGUUUUUACACUUUUGUCUUACCAAUGGAAAAAUGAAACCAUGUUAACCUACAAUUUAAUACUCUUACGCAAGAUAUUUAUCUGCUGUGGUUCAGGUGGGCAUUGAGAAUUCAGUCUCAGAAUUCAGACUCUUACAGUGCCUCUUUUUUUGUCCACAUGUCAGGUCAUAUCUCCUACUACCUACUUCCACUUGUUAAUGGUGAGGCUUAUUGCUCAUUUCCCAGCUUCUGUAGCUUAAAAGAAAAAUUCAACAGGGCAGAACGGCUGCCCUGGAACUCCCAAUUUCACCUCGAUGUACUCUCAGCUCUACUACAAUUUCGGACUUAAGGAGACAAAUGUUGUUGAUUGGAAAAUGAAGAACUGUCUAAGGUAAGAAAAAAAGGUGAAUUCUAUUUUUAGAUCAUUAGAUAUUAAAGGUGCUAUGUGUACGUUUUUGCUAGCAUUACAUAGCCACCGUUACCAUCAACAGCUGUUUACUUACCAGUCCAGAAGAAAUGUUGCAACGCCGCUGAUGCUAAGUCUUGUUUCUGUUUCUAUCAUAAUUUUUCUUCUGUGGAAGUUGGCAUGCUAGCCCCUUCUCGACCCAUCUUGUAAUACCACUUUGCAAUAGUGAGUCACAGUAGUGUCCACUCUGCCCUCAGUUCAACAUGUUAGGGUGAAAAAUUUGUGCUGCCCAGAGGGCAUAUUAACCUCGUCUUGUAAACACAACAAUGGCUGAAGCUCUUGGUAAGUAAACAGCUGUUAAUGCUAACACUGGCUAUUUACCAAUAGCAAAAACUUACACAUAGCACCUUUAAAGAAUGGGUAUUUGAUAUUCUUUGCUUAUGUCAAAAAUGGUAAAGAUUCUUUGUGAAAUCUUGAUAGUAUAUAGCCUGAAACUAACUACCUAGCUGCUUGUUUGAAAAAGCUGUCAAAAAAAAUCAGAUGCCUUUUAUUAAUAGAAUAACAGUCUGUAAAAUGUUGAAUGCUGCACAUUUCAUGUCCAGAUUUCUUUUUAGAUGGCCCUGCCGUUGAUCGAUGUUUUGCUUUUUCCUCACUAAGAAGAAAAUCCUGAUGACAUUAAGGUGCAAUUUCACGUUUAUGUAAUUUUUUUUUGGUCAGGUAGUUGCUGUUAAUGUUGAAAAUAGCUGAUAUUAAGUUUAUCUUUUCUGUGAAAGCUGCAACGAUUGUUGCAAUAAUGGAUGUUUUCAAGAAAAUUCCAAUAUUUUACUUUAAAAAGCAACCGAGAGAAUCUUCCUUAUUUGUAUCAUAAUGUACACAUCUGCCCUCAUAGUUUUUGAAGAGGUAAUUAAAAUGUAUUUUAAGUUAGUGUUUAUGACUCAUUGAACAAAAUUGUUUCGGUGUUGAUGCACUUUUCUACAUGUGCCAAAUCAUAUCUGUUCUGCUCUUUUUCCUCAAUAAAUUACAAACCUUCAAUAUGUA
Messenger RNA from Lates calcarifer (barramundi perch), 3228 nucleotides. RefSeq names its product F-box protein 22 (gene fbxo22). The transcript is spliced from 7 exons. Gene Ontology annotation, biological process: positive regulation of proteasomal ubiquitin-dependent protein catabolic process; protein polyubiquitination; regulation of skeletal muscle fiber development. Gene Ontology annotation, molecular function: protein binding. The record is from RefSeq and is a predicted model, not a curated record. NCBI's taxonomy places the organism in Eukaryota, Metazoa, Chordata, Actinopteri, Centropomidae. The coding region runs from base 81 to 1244 and encodes 387 amino acids.